UUUGUGUUUUCAUUUAAAUAGGGGAACUGGAGGUUAGUUUUCGUAGGCGAGUGGAGAAUGCUGAAGAGUGAAGAAAGUUAAAAGAAAUACCCAGAGUUCAAAGUAGUAGGAAGAACGCCAAGUCUCAGGUUCCAUUUGUUCGCUAUUCAGAGAUCUACCCCAGUUGGCCCAGUCCUGUUAUAAUUUGGUCUUGUCUGCGCAUGUCACGGUCUUUUGUCCCUCGGCGGACACCGUUUGGCAGCCAAGCUAUGUCUGCGCGCUCGCUGACUUCGUAGUGUGCGGAAUUGUACCUUUUUCCGCGCUUGCCAUGGCGAGCCGAGGGACUCGGCAGCGACUGAAGGGCGGCGGCAGUAGCGGCGGGGACCCGGCCCCGGCCGCGGACAAGCUGCGGGAGCUGCUGGGCAGCCGAGAGGCGGGCGGCGCGGAGCACCGGCCCGAGCACGGAUUAUCUGGAAACAAAGCUGGACAAGUCUGGGCACCUGAAGGAUCUACUGCUUUCAAGUGUCUGCUCUCAGCAAGGUUAUGUGCUGCUCUUCUGAGCAACAUCUCCGACUGUGAUGAAACGUUCAACUACUGGGAACCAACACACUACCUCAUCUAUGGGAAAGGUUUUCAGACUUGGGAAUAUUCCCCAGUGUAUGCCAUUCGCUCCUAUGCUUACCUGUUGCUUCAUGCCUGGCCAGCUGCAUUUCAUGCAAGAAUUCUACAAACUAAUAAGAUUCUUGUCUUUUAUUUUUUGCGAUGUCUUCUGGCUUUUGUGAGCUGUAUUUGUGAACUUUACUUUUACAAGGCUGUGUGUAAGAAGUUUGGGCUGCAUGUGAGUCGAAUGAUGUUAGCCUUCUUGGUGCUCAGCACUGGCAUGUUUUGUUCAUCAUCUGCCUUCCUUCCUAGUAGCUUCUGUAUGUACACUACGUUGGUAGCCAUGACUGGUUGGUACAUGGACAAGACUCCCGUUGCUGUGCUGGGCGUAGCAGCUGGGGCUAUCUUAGGCUGGCCGUUCAGUGCGGCUCUUGGCUUACCCAUUGCCUUUGAUUUGCUGGUCAUGAAACAUAGGUGGAAGAAUUUCUUUCAUUGGUCACUGGUGGCCCUAAUUCUCUUUCUGGUGCCUGUAGUGGUCAUUGACAGCUACUAUUAUGGGAAGUUGGUAAUUGCACCACUCAACAUUCUUUUGUAUAAUGUGUUCACCUCUCAUGGACCUGAUCUUUAUGGUACAGAACCCUGGUAUUUCUAUUUAAUUAAUGGAUUUCUGAAUUUCAAUAUUGCCUUUGCUUUGGCUCUUCUGGUCUUGCCGCUGACUUCCCUCAUGGAGUACCUGCUGCAGAGAUUUCAUGUUCAGAAUUUAGGCCACCCAUAUUGGCUUACCUUGGCUCCAAUGUAUGUUUGGUUUAUAAUUUUCUUCAUCCAGCCUCACAAAGAAGAGCGAUUUCUUUUCCCUGUGUAUCCACUUAUAUGUCUCUGUGGUGCUGUGGCUCUUUCUGCACUUCAGAAAUGUUACCACUUUGUGUUUCAACGCUACCGCCUGGAGCACUAUACUGUGACGUCAAAUUGGCUGGCGCUAGGAACCGUCUUCCUGUUUGGGCUCCUAUCAUUCUCUCGCUCUGUGGCACUGUUCCGAGGGUAUCAUGGACCGCUUGACUUAUAUCCAGAAUUUUACCGAAUUGCUACAGACCCAACUAUCCACACUGUCCCGGAAGGCAGACCUGUAAAUGUCUGUGUGGGAAAAGAGUGGUAUCGAUUUCCCAGCAGCUUCCUUCUGCCUGAUAAUUGGCAGCUUCAGUUCAUUCCAUCAGAGUUCAGAGGUCAGCUACCAAAACCUUUUUCAGAGGGACCACUGGCCACCCGGAGUGUUCCUACUGACAUGAAUGACCAGAACCUGGAAGAGCCAUCCAGAUAUAUCUUCAAGGCUCCUUCGGGCAUUUUAUGUCCCCUUCCUGUCAGAUCAAUACACAGUAUAUGUGAACUACACCAUCUUCAAACCCCGGAAAGCAAAGCAAGCCAAGAAGAAAAGUGGAGACCGAAGAAGAGCAGAACCAGCUUACAGGAAGAUUUGAAAAUCCCUGGACUGGAAGGCUGUGUUAAGCUACUAUCCACACUGGCGUGGCAUCUGAGAACUAGCAAGCCUCUCGCAGGCCACAUGGGCUUCUCCACCAUAGCUGUUCCACAGCUCCUAGCGGACCUCAUUGUUCAAAUCCUAGUGCGAAAAUGAGCCCAGCCUUGUUGCUAACAACAUGUCCUUUUUCACCUCCAGCAAGACGAAGCUUCUGUAAAGCACUUCACAGGACCAGGCCCCUGUCCUGGAGUGAUCUCAGGAAAAAGGCAACCAUUUGAGGAACUGUGACAUAAUUUUAUUGUACAUGAUGCCUUUAAUUUCCAUUUUAUUUCCUUUACUACCAAUUUCAACUAUAUGGCUAUUUUAUGUUUUCUUGUAAGUUUUAGCAUGCUGUAUCUUAAGUUCCUGACUCCUCUGUAUAAAGUAUCAAUAGACUAACAUAUAGUAGAGCAUUCUUAAAGAAAUUAAUCCUACCAGUUGACAGAUUUGGAUGACAUCACAUUUUUAAAUGUAUUCAGAGGCUGUUGCUGAGGACAUUAGGAAUUUUCUUUUUUUAAACAAUCCUAGUGAAAAGGACCAGUGUAUAUUUAUAGCCUGUUUUUCAGUUCUGUGGCAAGGCACACCCUGCAUGAGGUACUUCUCGUCAAAUAGGCAAUGAGAAGGACUCAUUAAAAUGUAAUAAGCAUAUACUGCUACUUUCCCUUUAUUUACAGUAUUUCACAGUUUACAAGGCACUUUCACAAUGUCUCAUUUGAUCCUCACAAUCACAAUGCAGAAUAGACAGCAGAUGAUUUUAUCCCCAUUUAACAGAUGAGAAAACAGACUAAAGAGCUAGAGCCUGAACCUAGGUGGUUUAACUUGUCACCUAGCUUGAGAGGAUGAUGAAGUUGACCAGAGAUCUGACUGAUCCUGUAAGUUUCUGUUUCAAAGAAAAACUUCAUCUACAUUUCUUUGAGUUCAUUGCAGCCUCAAAUCUUCCUGUGUAUGAGACCCUCAUGGCAGCGCUGCAUGAUAUAAUCAGUCUUGUGGCAAGAAAGUACUACUUACUUUGCAAGUCCCAUUCCUUUGCAGCCACAGAGGACCCCACUGUCUGAACUAUCCCUGUCAUUCCUCUAGGGUUACUUUAUAGGUGCCUUAUUUCCCUAAGGGUAACUAUUUCUAGUAAAAAAUAGACUGGAUCUAUUUUUCAGAAUUUUCCAUCUUUCAUCUUUCAAAGGAAGGACUUUCCAAUAGAGACUGAUCCCAAGAGAGGAAGAGAAGUGAUAAUGGGACAAAUGGGUGGUUACUGUACAAAAACUCUAUUCUUCGGAUGCUCUCUAAGGAUCAUUCUUUUCUUUUUAAUGUAAGGAAUAUUCUGAGCUGGAGUAAAGCAUGGGAAAGGUGAGAGGUCCAGACAGUUUAGAACAAUAACUGGAAAGUAAACUGGAGCCCCACUUGUUUGAAAAAUUUGUAACUUUUAAUUUUUGAUACUACUUGUUAGUGUUUUCCAAAGCAAAUAGUGGGUAUUUGAUGGGAUUACAGGGCAGAGGACUGUAAGUGAAGCAUCUUGCCUUUCUUAUAGUAAUAUCAUACUGUCCACAGCACCAAAACCCCUGCUUUUUGCAGGGAUAAGUAAGAGUCCAGUAAUGGAGGUCAGUGAAGGGUCAUGUUUGUCUAAUCAGACUGGUGCAGGCCUGGAAGUCUACUGAAGCUCACUGGUAGAGUGUGUGCUCCCCGUCUGUGAGGCCCCGGGUUUGAUACCUAGCAAACGCACAUGUGCACAUGCUCACCAACACAUGCACACACACAGUGGUACAGUGUUGAUCUGUUAUUUUCUUGCUUGUUUGAAAAAAAAUAAAUGAAAGGCCCCCUGAGCAAGAGCUUUGUUAUAGCACAAAAAAGUCAGGAUUGGAGGGGCUGGGGAUUUAGCUCAGCAGCACAGCGCCUGCCUGGCAAGCGCAAGGUCGUGAGUUCGAUUCCCGGUACCGGAAAGAACCGCCCCCCCCCCCCCAAAAAAGUCAGGAUUGAUACAGGGCUUCCUUGGAAUAUCAGCUCCUAUCCCUUUGAAAACCUCAAUUUUGCUUUUCUCUGUUCUUUAUCUCUUUAGUAAGAGCACAAUAAAUUGCAGAGUACUGUGCAAAGGGCUCUAGAUAAGGAAUAUAAGAAUCUGGUUUUUGUUGUGAAGGUGUUUUUCAUGCGACAGUUUAUGAGUACAUUAAAAAAUUUCCAUCUCUUAGCAUUACCGGGGCUCUGCCUGGGGAAAUGAGUUUCAAACACGUGGUCAGAGUAUCAUUUUUCCUCCAGAGAAUCAGUGUUCAGCAUAAGCUACUUUACUCACCGUAAGUACGUAAGAUACUUACUACUGUGUAGUCGUAUUCAGAAUGCCCUCUGAUUACGGGCUCAUUGAGGGAGUGGGCGCACUUGGCAAAUCUCGGAUUCUCUGAUCUCCAGCUCUAAACCAGCUUUAUCUGAACCCAAAUCUUGUGACACUGAGUACCGUUACAAACCAGUCUGCACGGCAGGCAUCUGUUACCAAAAUUACUUCUCACCUGGUGGGUGUCAUCUGAUAAAAAAGAAGACAGGUCAUUUUAAUCUCUUGGGAUAAUCACAGAAAACUGCAGCCUCUGUUCCUUAUUAGUGAAUUGCAGUUGAGAAGCAGACUCACCGUUUUAAGAGGGUUCUUGAUCCCAAUCACUGCUUUAGGUCAUUUCUCCUUGUUUGAUGUUCUGGGAAAGUUUGAAAACCCUGCGUGAUGAUAUACAGGAUGACCAUUCACCCAUGGCAGUCCUUUACUGUGUUUCACAUUUCCUGCGUAUCCUGAAAUAAGAAUUCACUGUGAUUGUGCUCUCUUCUGGCCAGUACCACACAGUUCUGCUUUUAAUUUGGUUAAUUUUAUUUUCCCUAGAGAGAGAAAAGAGGCAAAUUAAAUCUUUGUCUCCAGAGACAUAGUAAAGGUCAUGUGUUAAUCCAUUCUUAUGCUCCUACAUUAAAUGCCUUGAGUAAGUGGAUAAAUGGACAUGUGCUCAGCUUUAAUUUAAAAAAUUUUUUUUCAUCCUACUUCUGUAUGGCAUUGUGGGGAGUUCCGAGGCUCUCUCAUACCUGUAAAUCUGAGUAUUGCCUUUAAUUUUUCUCAUUUUUGUAACCAUGUGAUUUAUGCUGCCAGUGAAAUCAGGAAGUAGUACAAUGUUGAAGCAAGGGUAUUCUCCAGUGUGUUUGUCUUUCUGAUCCUUGCUCUUUAUUUCAUGUGUCAGUGUUUACAUUACAUAUGUAUUGUAUUUUCUGUGAGAGAGAAAGUUAAAUAAAUCUUGGCAGUUUGA
Chinchilla lanigera (long-tailed chinchilla) is the source of this 5346-nucleotide messenger RNA. RefSeq names its product ALG9, alpha-1,2-mannosyltransferase (gene Alg9). The coding region runs from base 308 to 2206 and encodes 632 amino acids. Gene Ontology annotation, cellular component: endoplasmic reticulum membrane. The transcript is spliced from 15 exons. The record is from RefSeq and is a predicted model, not a curated record. Gene Ontology annotation, biological process: protein N-linked glycosylation. Gene Ontology annotation, molecular function: alpha-1,2-mannosyltransferase activity. Lineage: Eukaryota; Metazoa; Chordata; Mammalia; Rodentia; Chinchillidae.